AUGGGCGAUUUGAGUAGGUUUGGUAAUGAGGAUCUUACGUGUGGAAAGCGAGCCCGCGAGGACACCAUUGCCGCCGCCUUGACGGCUGAGAAUAGUCACACCGGUGUGGCAGAAGGGGAAGGAAAGAAGAACGAAAUACGAAAUUCGCUACAAAUGGCAACGCCAAAAGAUCCCUCGGCGUAUUAUUUGAAUGUGCGGCAGGUGGUAUUUUGUGUCCUGCAAGAGCAUGCCAGCGAGGCGGCGUUGCUGACAAGAGAGAAGUUGGUCUCUUCUCUGUGUGACGCAUGCGACGCUGUGGCGCAUCAGGAGCCCUUUGAGGCUCCGUUGGAUAUUGAAAUGCUGAGAAAAAGCGUACAGAAGUGUUUGCAGGGGGCUAAUUGGGUGGAGUUGGAUCAUACACGUCUCGAUGUUAUUGCAGAAAACCUCACAUCACGCUUGGCGAAGGUUGUGCCAAAGCUGCCACUGCCGAUAUUGGCGGAGGAGGAGGAGGCGCAGGCGAAUAGUAGUCGCCCCGCGAAGAGGCCACGUAAAGGAAUGUCGUUGAAUGCCGUUUUGCAGACGUACCGUUUUGGUGGCGACGAACCUCAAGAAAACCAUGUGAAGAAGUGGCGUGGCGGCAUUUUUCCGACACCGCCAUCACUUCCCAGCGUUUUUCCGGAGAGUGCCGUGUGCUGUGUGAACUGUGUGACGUUUGAGAACUACCAACGAAGUACUACGAACCAGAGGGAAUGA
Molecule: messenger RNA, 732 nt
Organism: Trypanosoma cruzi
Lineage: Eukaryota; Euglenozoa; Kinetoplastea; Trypanosomatida; Trypanosomatidae
Exons: 1
Coding region: 1-732 (243 amino acids)
Source: RefSeq, a predicted model, not a curated record